Molecule: messenger RNA, 4527 nt
Organism: Cylicocyclus nassatus
Lineage: Eukaryota; Metazoa; Nematoda; Chromadorea; Rhabditida; Strongylidae
Source: the annotation of a GenBank genome assembly
GAUGUGUUGUGAUGCCACGUGAACUAAGUGACGACGUGACACGCGCAAAUUGGACUCGGCGAUUCUCGAAGACGGUGCUAGCGAACCUGGUGCCAUUCCGCAAAGUGUCCGCCACUGACGAGACAAAGACACCGCCAGCUCACGCGCAAGUGCGGCGUCGAGCCAGCGCGGCGCCAGACGUGUUGCUGGCCACGACCGGCCACGCGGUCGCCGCCGUCGCCGCGCCCGAAAUCGACGCGCUGCACAAACUGCGACAACGCCGCCGUUCGGCUGACCGGAUCUACGCGCUCAAGAGCCAUCAGGAGCAUGUGAGUGCGCCUUCUGCGGCUGAAACAAAGACAGCAGAAAAGUCCUCGAAGUCGACAUCUAAUUCUGGUAGCAAGAAAUCACCGAAAACACAAGCAGUUGCCAUCACCGCUAAGCCAUCAUCGUCUAUUCCUCGUGCACCUCCAGCAAUGAAUAACGGAGCACAGCCGCCGCCGCCGGGAGCUGUUGCACAGCCAAGUCGUCAUUCUGGGGCGGCGCAGCCUCCACAUUCUUCUUCGAGCCGCUCUCAUCAUACUGGCACUGGGUCUUCAUCGCAACAUGCGUCUCACUUGCGUCCGUCAGCGGGUAUGGGAUCAUCUAGUCGAUCCGGAGGACGGCGACCACCCGACGAUCCUCAUGUUGGGAAGUAUAAACUGCUCAAAACUAUUGGCAAAGGAAAUUUCGCCAAGGUAAAACUAGCCAAACAUACAAUUACGGGUCAAGAAGUUGCUAUCAAAAUUAUCGACAAAACAGCGUUGAAUCCUAGCAGCUUACAAAAACUUUUCCGUGAAGUCAAGAUUAUGAAGCAGCUUGAUCAUCCGAACAUAGUGAAACUCUACCAAGUCAUGGAAAACGAGCAAACACUCUAUCUAGUGCUUGAAUACGCAUCUGGUGGCGAGGUGUUUGACUACUUGGUAGCACAUGGCAGGAUGAAAGAGAAGGAGGCUCGCGUUAAAUUUCGACAAAUAGUCUCAGCUGUACAAUAUUUACAUUCAAAGAAUAUAAUUCACAGAGAUUUGAAAGCAGAAAACCUUCUGUUAGAUGCCGAUAUGAACAUCAAAAUAGCUGAUUUUGGUUUUAGCAAUCAAUUUACAUUAGGAAAUAAAUUGGAUACUUUCUGCGGGUCCCCUCCCUAUGCUGCCCCCGAACUUUUUCAAGGGAAGAAAUAUGAUGGUCCCGAAGUUGAUGUUUGGAGUUUGGGUGUUAUUCUCUACACCCUUGUUUCUGGAAGUUUACCCUUCGAUGGGCAGAACUUGAAGGAGUUGCGAGAGCGUGUCCUUCGCGGGAAGUAUCGUAUUCCAUUCUACAUGUCUACGGACUGUGAAAAUCUGCUCAAAAAAUUCCUCGUUCUCAAUCCUGCACGACGAGGAACGUUAGAGACUAUCAUGAAGGAUAGGUGGAUGAACAUUGGUUACGAGGAUGAAGGUGAAUUGAAACCUUAUAUCGAACCUCCUAAGGACCAAAUAGACGAAGCAAGGAUAGAGAAAUUGAUUCAGCUCGGGUUCAAUAAGGGUAGUAUACUGGAUGCAUUGGAGAAAGAGAAAUUUGAAGAUAUCCAUGCCACAUAUCUGUUGUUGGGUGAACGGAAGUGUGAGAUGGACGCUGGUGAUCUAGCCCUGGCUCAACAAGCCGUCACGCAUUCAACGCACAACGUCUCAUCGGGAAUCGGCUCACAUGCUGUUGGCACCAAUACUGCUUCGGUGGCGACGUCGACGCAGUCGCCUUCCAAAUAUUCGCGCACAUCAUCGGCGCAAACUUCCACAGCAACGGCUGGGCCAUCUGCCCUGAAUGCUAAUGCGGCUCUUCCAAAGCAGUCUUCAAGGCGAAGUAGUCAGAACGAUACGCCGUCUGCUACUGCACAACAACCUGGUCAAGCGGCGUCAUCUGCAAGGGCUCAGGUGCAGUUGCGACAGCAGCCCACUUCCAGGCAUGCAGCUAUGAGUAUGGUCCCGGGAUCAUAUCAAGCUGCUGCUGCUGAAGGUCACAGAGAUUAUUUGGCAUCGUUUACUCGCGGCGGAACUUCAUCGACAGUCACACCGGGCUCACGGAAGUCUAGCGAUCCAAAAGGUCGAGUUCCAAUCAAUCUGGGAGUGCGAGCUGCUGGACAACGAGCAGAUGGAUCCUCGUCAGCACGAUCUGCGCAUCCAACCACCACUGGUAUUUCCGCCACGUAUCAGGUGCCCGCAUCUGCUUCCCUUGUUGGCAAGUUACCUGUGAAUACCAACAACUCCGGUGUGGGUCCAAACGCUUCACCUCAACUAAAAACACCAGCUGCUAUUGCACAAAUUCCGAUUCCUUUGCAGAAGUCUGGUUCUCAAAUUUCGCAUGCACCAACGGAACCAGUCAUCAAGGAGGAUGAAGAUGAGAGCAGCGAAUCGUCUGGUGGUGGUGCCAACGGUGUUACUACAAUUACGCAUUUACCGAUUAUCGGAGGUGCCCCUGUAGCACAGAGCCCGCUCCCACCAGCUGAGGAAGUCGCUCCUGAAAUGAAGACAUCGGUAUCUGUUACGCCGGAAAGAGAGCAUAAGCCGUCGCUGAUCCACCAAAGUCCUUCGAUGCCCCCAACGAUACUCAAAGCUAUGGGAGAGCUGACUGUACGGGGUGCCACUUCGACCACCCCUGGAGACCGGGACUCCCCGAAAAUGACGAAGUCAGCUACCGGUAACCCUCUCAUAGCCACUCCACCUCCAUCUUCAACUGCCGCCGCCGCUCCUCCUACUUCUUCUCCCUCCCAGACUUAUGCGCCCACGCCCGCUGUUCAAUCUUCAGUGACGCCCGAGCAGCGACCGAACGCUGCGGUCACUACAACAGUCAAUGCUGCAAAUGCAACAGCGUUUCCUCGUAACACACGAAAUCGACAGACAUUUCAUGGAAAAACCGACUACAAUAAGGUGAAUGGCGAUGAGGAAGAGUCCGAGGGUGAGCAAGCCCCAGCUGGACAGUCGAUUGGCAAUGGUCAGAAAGGAGGAUUUUUCCUUUCAAAGUUGACAAAACUGACAAGACGGGGACCACAUGAUGGAGCUGCACCACCGCCUAUUGGACAGCCACCGUCGCGAGGUGGAACAGUGGGAUGUAGCGGCGGAACGCCUGUAACGGGAGCUCUAACGCAGAUCCGUGAAGGGCAUGCUAUCGCGCCGACUGGUACGGCUACUCCACCAUCGGGCAGAGAGGAAGAUAUUAAGCCUCGGAGCCUGAGAUUCACGUGGAGUAUGAAGACGACCAGCAGCCUUGCUCCGGAUGACAUGAUGAAGGAAAUCCGUAAAGUUCUCGAUGCGAAUGGUUGCGAUUACGAACAACGUGAACGGUACUUAAUCCUGUGUGUUCACGGUGAUCCCAAUGCUGAUUCUCUUGUGCAAUGGGAGAUGGAGGUCUGCAAACUUCCACGCCUAAGUCUGAAUGGAGUUCGUUUCAAACGAAUUUCGGGAACUUCUAUAGGAUUCAAGAAUAUCGCGUCCAGGAUUGCGCAAGAGCUCAAUUUAUAAACAUAUGCGGAGGUUCCUCGGAUCAUCCUUUCACUGAGUCCGAAGAUCCGGUACUGUCGCAGUUUCUCAUCGUCCGCCUUUUGUUCAUUUUUUCUUUCGUUCAUAUGUGAACAUUAUGAAAGGCAGUCAUGUAUCGGUGGGUGUGUUCUGAAAUUUCGUUUCUCCUCAGCUUUGAUAUUCCAGCGUUCUCUGUUAUUUAUUUCGGUGCUAGGAGUUUCAUGCUGCGUUUUUACAACAUUGGGUUUUGAAAUGUUCUAGCUCGAAAUUAACUAGUUUCAUGUUUUCAAUGAUAAAAAUAGCCUUGUGAUCAUGUUUAUGCCCUCUUCUACUCGUUAGUCCUAUGUAUUGUUGAUCGAACUCUUUGUAUUUAUGUAGCUUAAUCAGGCCAGUUUUCUAUUGUUUUAUCGCUACUUGUUCUUCUUUUGAGGUACAAUGUGGCUAUUUGUCGUGAUGUGUGUUUUACAUUCAUUUCGCAGACCUGGAUUUUUUCGCGAAUAACCGAGUUUCAAUUAUACUUGUGAUAUUAAUAACCCUCGUUUCUCAAAGAGGAGAUGUCUUUUGAAAUGCGUUCACUCUCUGAUGGCUUACGCACGCAGUUUGGGAAGGGUAGAAAUGUGUCGUUCUGUCAAUUUCUGCCUUUAGUCUGUUGAGAACAUCGCGUAUGCGUUUCUGAAUCCGUUUAGGUCAGAUAAACUAUUUGCAAAGUCUACUGUUCUGUUUGUAAAGGGCAUUGGAGUAGGUGAAUGCGGCAAGGUUUGUCAGUGUUCGUUCCUUCAUUCAACUUUUCGGGAUCGUGCUCCUCAUAUAUCACUUGCUUGCUACUUUGAGGCUAAUCUGUAAUGCCCCUACGUACAUUAAUAGAUUCUGUAAGAAAUAUUCUUCGCUAUAUCCUGGGAUAUCUUCCCUCUAUUUAUAUAAAUCUUCUUUCUUGUGAAUAUAAUUUGUAAUGUUCAAGUCAACUGCAAAAUUCACAUUGAAUUGAUGUUUAAUAACUGCAUUAAAUGAUUUCUUCUAGAGG